AUGAAGGCUGUUCUUGCAGUUGUGUUCUGCCUGUCCGUGGCAAACAGCGCUGUGCUGAAGUUUCGCGAAUAUGAGGAGCAGUGGCAGGCAUGGAAGAGCUUUCACGACAAGAGUUACCAAACAGAUACCGAGGAACAAGCUCGUUAUGCGAUCUGGAGAGACAACUUAAGGGUAUGUCAUUCACGCAUGAAAUAUUAUAUUCUCCUUAAAAGAGGCAGUUCUUACUGCCAAAACCAUCCAAUAAACCUUGCUAGAUUCAUCGGCGGCGCAUAGAUUUCACCACAAUUUUAUCUAAUAUUUGUGGUCGAGUGAACUAGUAUGCCCCAUGCAGUAACGCUUCAGUGCUUAUUCUGAUUUCGCAGUAUUUAUUCGCCCUAAGGUAAAUUGACGAGAAGUCGUUUGGUAGACUCAACCAAAAUUCAAACAGCGAUGUAUAUCUCAGAAUAGAUAUUUGCUGUCGUGGUUUCUAAUAUAGUACAAGUUUAUGAGUUUUGUAUUUUGUACUCAUUUUGUAUUCAUUUUCGCGCUGUUUCGUAACAGUUCAUCGUCCUUCAGCCGGCCUACUCGUGCGAAUGAGUCUAUUGUAGUUAAGGCAUGAUUCAGCUAUUUACGCAUGUUCUCUUUAUCAUGCCCAACUCUUGGCCUUGCUCAAUAAAUCUUGCGAUUAUCUGCGUGAUACUUUUGUUUCUUCUAAACGGGAAUGCCGUUCAAUAAACGAUUGAUCGCCUAUCAUCGUUCCUGGCACCGAAAGCUCUGACGUCAUGCCUCAACUAAAGCCGGCAAUCUUUUAUUCCACCUUAGGACCAUUGUGCUCAAAUUUUAUUCAAUUUUGACCGAAAGUUGCAUAUCUCAAUAAAUUACGUGCAUUUUCGAAUUCUUCCCUAUGAUCUUUGGUUUAUUCAGACCUGUAGUUCAUUAAAUGCUUUCUUUGAAGAAGCCUAUUGUUUCCUUUUGUAACAGCAGUUUCCGGUGUUACUUAAAGGGUUGCCAUGUGUCAAGUAAAUUAAAUUAGGAUACGCUACGCACUAGCUAGUGACAAAUUGCACUUCACGAUCUAUGCUUUCCAAUCUCAAAAACUUUCGUCCCCGCCGAACCUUGAAUCUGGUAAUUGCGAGCGCGCUUAAAAUACCCAAAGUAAUCUAAUAACCACAAAAUGUCGAUCACGUCGACUUCAAGUUCCGCUCGCGGGAGAGCAUAUGUUUUCAUAUAACGUUUCAUUCUCGAAGGAAAAUGCUGCCUGGUCACACAAUUGCUUAUGUCUUGUUUUCUUUUGUCGUCUUUCGUGGUCGUUGUAGUCUGCGCUAUUCUCCAUCUUCACAGCCCGAUUAUCGUGUAAAACUGAUUAUUUAUGCAGGCUUCUUCAGUUGAUAGACAUUUUCUUCAGGAUCAACGCCUGCAAAGUGUCAAAUCUGACAGCUUUGACGCUUGAAAAAAAGUUUCCUAGCUGCGAGGUCCUACAUUUAACAUUUGAAAUUCGGUAAUUUUAGAUUUUAUGAUGAUGGUUCCGUUGCAGGUUGCAGUGAAAGGGCGUUUUAUUUUAGCUAAAGAAAUAAUUUCACAAAUAACAACAUCGCUGUUAGAAAAGGUAUUUUGCCAUUGUCUAGUUGCUUUCAUUUCUCUCCUCUAAAUGAUUUUUCUUUGUUUUUUUGUAGAAAGUUCAACAACACAACUCCGAGGGACACUCUUACACCCUGGCCAUGAACCAGUUCGGUGAUCUGACAGUCGAUGAAUUCCGAUUUUACUACCUGGGACUUCGCUCUCACUACUCCAAUGAGACUAAACGUCAAGGAUCGGCCUACCUCCCUCCCAGUGGAGUAAGCCUCCCCCCCACAGUGGACUGGAGAACUAAGGGAUACGUUACCCCAGUAAAGAAUCAAGGUAAGUUUGAUCGUGUCUUUUUUUUUUAACUUAGCUCCUUCGACUUUUUACCUUAAAGCUAAAUGUCUUGUAACAAGUCGUAUUUUCUAUUUACUCACCGAUCUGUGAAAGCCCUCUUGAUGUCCCUUUCUUUUUCACUUAGUUUCAUUCGCUCGAUUGACCUCCUCGCUUAAUGUCACAAUCAUCUGAUUUUUCAUUCACGAGGAAAAACAGCAAACGAAAAUUCAGCCUUUCCUCGCAAUCCUUGAAUCUGUUGCAAACUCAUGAAAAUGAGGAACUCUGAACCUGUCCAAUUUUUUGCAGAAAAAAAAAUGUCUGCACCUCAGCUAUAGGUACAUAUUCCUUCAACUAACCAUUUUUCAAUAUUAGGGAAUCAAGGUUUAAGCAUUUUGUAAACAUUUACAACUUGGCAUGGAAAUUUAUGUAUUUAGUAGAUAAUCAUGUAUCUACCACAGGAGACGUUCGUGAAAUUGUGUACAUUUAAAGAUAAUUUCGCAUAGAUCAUGUUGGUGAUUUGUGCCUAUUCUUUGUUCUGUUUUAGGUCAGUGUGGUUCUUGCUGGGCGUUCAGUACAACAGGAUCACUUGAGGGACAACACUUCAAGAAAACAGGAAACCUUGUCUCACUUAGCGAACAGAAUCUGGUUGACUGCUCAACUAGCUUUGGAAAUCACGGUUGUGAGGGAGGACUUAUGGAUUACGCCUUCCAGUAAGCGGCGAAAACUGAAUAUUUGUCACCCUUAAGGAGUUGCUACACAAAAAAUACUGUUCCUGCCGUUAAUUUAAUCACAGUUCAGGGCCUUUUCCACCAAACUAAUCUCCGCGUAAACUGGGAAUUAUCAAAGAAAAUAGUGUACAGCCUGAUAUCCAUAUCUGAUAUUUUUUUCACUCCGUUAGCCGAUGUACAUUUCCUUUUACAUUACUGGAAAGAAUAUGAUGCUAAAUUAAAUGAACACCCUCCGGCUGAUCGAACUGUCCAUUUUUAUUUCCUGUUUGUAGAGUAAUAUACUGAGAUUGUGAUGAGAAUCUACAUGUUAAUCCUUUCUGAGAGUUAGUGGGUUAUGACGUGUUGUCAUCAGCUGAAUCGUGGCUUGAGAUUACAUCAUUGAAUAUUCUAGAUAAUCGCGGAAAAUAUCCUCAAUACAGUUUUCUUGUUUUCCAAUCUCGGAUUUGCAUGAAAACGGUAAAGAUCUUGCGUUUCUAGCCAUGUAAGCUUUAUCUUUGUAUUGAAGAGUUCUUAUGCUAUUCAUUACUUUAUUAUUUUUCAGGUAUAUCAAAGCUAAUGGUGGUAUCGAUACCGAAGCAAGCUAUCCCUACACAGCCCGCGAUGGACGCUGCAAGUUCAAAGCAGCUGAUGUUGGUGCUACUGAUACUGGUAAGGGAAAGGCAACGAAUCAUCAUCGGCGGUUCGUGAUGAUUCUCGAACAGCCGAUUGAACGAGAGUAUGCCGAUGUUUGCCAUCGAUGUUGCGCAGGACUGGAUAAAAAGCAGAUAUCUUUUCUCAAUCAUAAUAUUCAGGUCUUCGUAAGGCGCUUUAUUUAUCAAUUUAUUUAUUCAUGUAAUUUUUGGUUCAAAAAAUAAGUCUAUGGUGGCGUUCCUGUUAGGUUACAUGGAUGUCAAGCGAGGAAGCGAAGCUGAUCUUCAAUCCGCUGUGGCCACAGUCGGCCCAAUCUCUGUAGCCAUAGAUGCUAGCCACGGUUCAUUCCAGUUAUACCACCAAGGAGUCUAUGACGAGCCGUAAGUACAUUUAGAACUAUUUUAUAUGACAAGAUCAAACAGCAGCUGCAUAAGAGACUGGCACUAUUAGUGCCAUACCCUCGCAGACCUCUAGCCAGCUCGCUUUGCACGAGGCUUCAAACUUUCUUGCGGACGAAGAAACGUUGGUCAGCGUCAAAAGUGAAGACUUGCUGCUCGUAUGCUAAUAUUAUGUAUUUUUUUCAUGUAUUGUUUCUUAUAAAGGCCGUUAAAUCACGCGAUACCGACGCUUGAGAACUCGCUUCGAUUUUCCUCAUGUGACAGUGAACGUCAUAAACGAAAUUUAACAUAUUAACAUCGUAAAAUUUGCCUUACAGUGCCUGCAGUUCUACAUUGUUGGAUCAUGGUGUGCUAGCUGUUGGUUAUGGAACAUACCAAGGACAGGACUACUGGCUGGUGAAGAACUCCUGGGGAAAGGGCUGGGGCAUGGAAGGUUACAUUAUGAUGUCGAGGAACAAGAACAACCAGUGUGGAAUCGCUACCAGUGCUAGUUACCCACUUGUUUAAUUCACGUGCCUGUUGAGUGGACCACAAUCUACUCGGCUUUUUUACUUCAAAACGUACCCCUUUGAAUUCAACAUAGUGUAACACGCACAAAGAAUAGGAGCAAAAUUAUUAUGAAUUUGUAGGAUAGGUAGUCCAAUCUCGCUUUGCGAUUGUAGAAACUGAACGCAAAUUUUCUUCCGAAGUUCCAAUGGCAUGAAUCAGUCAUGUAUUUGGAAGUUUUCUUUUUUCAUAUUUUAUUUUGAUGAUGGGUGUUAUUUGCUUUAUUUUCUUGUUGUCGCACUAAAGUAAAUUAAAUGAAUGGAUUUUAUCAUAGUUGGUCUCUUGAUUAAACGCAUUUUCGUCUUACUCCCGGCUCCCCCCAUUAUCUUUUUAGACAAUGCACUGUUCCUCCCUAAACGUUGAGUGUCAUGCGCAAACCUAGUGUGAACAAGACAGCCCCCCCCCACCCUCACCUUUAAAACGUUGUCGUAGUGUUUAAAAAAUUCGAAUGAGACGUCGGUGAAGAACCCUCCUAUGUUGAGAAAAGAAAAAAAUUGCUUGUCGCCUGAGUCAAUCAAAAGACAAGACAAUCUUAAAAUAGUCAUGCUGUUAAACCUUUCCACUAUAACAUCAGUAUCCAAGUUCUCCAUACUUUCUCUGUUUAAUUCCUAUGGCACUCAAAAAGAGAGUUCGUCAAACAAUCUCUACAUCGAUUUUUGAUUCAGAGUGAUAUUGCUCGGAGGAAUUAGAUGCGUAUCAUUCUUAAGGGGUCCAAGGGUCCAGAGACUACCAGAUAACUGAGACCAUUACUUUCCCAUAGCUGCAUGAGACCAAACCACGUCAGGAUCGGUGAUAAAAACUGUGGUUAGAAAAGAGAACUAUUCCAUCAUUUAGCCGAAACCUUUUACUACAGGGACAAUCAAAUAAACCCUACAGGAGCAUCCAGGAAAUCUCCGGUGAAUUACUGCCGAUGCCUCAGGCGUCCAUGUGGACGUGACAUGCAUAGCAUGCCGGACUAGGUGCAAGUUCAGUUGGUUUGCCUGUUUUUUUUCGGUUCUGAGCUCCUAAACCUUUUUCGAAUUUCGAAUUUCCUCAAUGAUGACCCAGAUAGCCUUUUACCGAGGCUGCAAAGCUAUCACCUGAAGUGGUCUGAAAUCCUGGCUGGAUUGCCCAAGAAGAACGUUUAGUGUUUACAUUUGGGAGUUUUGCUGACAAAAAUCUCGCGUGACAGGGUAGCAUUGGUUUUUCUCAGGUGUCAAAUUCCAUGCGUGACACAAUUACGAAAGGUCGGCGAACAAAUCUCUAAGGAUCUGCAGACCCAGUAGUCGCUGUCUGAUUCAGUCCCAAAGUUUUAUUUACAGACUCUUGCUUCAUACCAUCUAAAAAUCGGACCAGAUAUUGUGAGGUAAAAUGAACUACUUGUGCGUUUUUCUGCUGUGCGCUUCCUUUGCAAACUGUUUGAACCUAUCGCCUGCGACGUACAAGCAGCACUGGCAGAAGUGGAAGUCUUUUUAUGGCAAGGAAUACGAGUCAGAAAUUCAUGACAAUGCCCGCUUCUCAAUAUGGCAGAACAAUUUAAAGGUGAGAUGAAUUAACAUUAUAAAUAUAGAACACGAAAUCCUAAGAAGGGGGUGUUUUUUUUUCCAAUAAUGUACGCGAAGAUAACCACAUGACAAACUGAAGGGUCGAAGAACCAUCGGUGAUACGGGGGGGAGGGGGGAGAUGGAACACUGCUCGUAUCACGCAAACCUUAAUUAAGUAGAUGAUUUUUCCGAUUCAGCUUAAUAAAACAUAGUAAAGAUUUUCACUGCUCUCUGAAUUCUUAGGCAUUAUUGAUCAGGUGAACACUUCCUGUGUUGCUAUCUGCAAACAAAAAUUAGUGAGUAGGCGCCAGAUAAUCCAAGUGAACGACUAGUAACUUCUUUUGCAAAAUAAAAUGUAAAAGAAAAAAAAAAUUAAUUUUUCUUUCAGUAUGUUUUAAAGCAUAACUCAGAAGAACACUCCUACACCUUGGCCAUGAACCAGUUCGGUGAUCUGACAGUCGACGAAUAUCGAUCAUUUAUCCUAGGAGUUGGUUCUCAUUUUCCAAACGAAACAGAACGUCGCGGUUUUACCUCUCUUCCUUUUAGUGAACUGACCCUACCCCCCACGGUAGAUUGGAGGACGAAGGGAUAUGUCACUCCUGUCAAGAAUCAGGGUAAGUUUUGAAACUUCAAGUUUGUUGGUUUCCCUUGAUUUCACGAUCGCGUUGUUUUUCUCGGUAUCGGCUGCCAGUCGAAAAAGAAAGCAAGCACAACAGCAAUAAGAACAACAACAAAAACGUUGCACAAAAAAUGUUUGUAUACAAAUUGAAGGUCGGAUGUAAUUUGGGGUGGCACUCUUCGUUCUAGUAUUAUUGAAGAAAAAAUUGCAUCGGUCUCACAACAAAUCAAAUGCGAAACAAAAACCAAACGCGGCUUGGUCACAGACGUGUUACUGCUCUUGAGGCAGUCUGCUUUUUACUUUGCUUUUUUCUCUGAAUUGUCAUUGGUUACCAAUUCAACCCGCUUUUUCAUACGUGUUGCUCCACCUGAUGUAGCUUGGCUGCGUUGCCACAAUUUGACUUUCGUUUGCAAUUUUUUUUUCCUGCUAGGUCAGUUGGGUGCUUCAUGGGCGUUCAGUGCCACAGGGUCACUGGAAGGACAACAUUUUAAGAAAACAGGAAAACUUGUCUCUCUUAGCGAACAGAAUCUACAAGACUGCUCUGGAUGUGGCAAGGUGUCUCCUCCCUUGAUGGGAUUUAUAGACUGUGCAUUCUUGUAAGCCAACAAGGUUAUUUCUUUUUCUUUGUUUCUCGCGCCGUCUCUGGUAACUUAAAUCCAGUGUUCGGUCGGAGGUCAAAUUGAACAGUGAAGUUCAAUUAUCCUAUUUUAUUACAUGCAGCCAUGACGGUGCAAAAUAUAUUUGAGCCAGGCAGUCGAGGUUAUUUUCAAGCCUAAGACGAGAAAAAUUGACAUAUUUCGAGGUGAAGCAAUUGAAUAUCGAACUAGCAAGGGAUUGCGUUAGUUUUGCCGUGCUAACUGACUAGUCCAGAAACAUUCCCCUUGCAACUACUUGGAUGCAAAAUUCUAAAAAACAACAGUAACUCGGUCGUCAGAGAUUUUCAGACCGCCUUUCCGAUUGGUUCUUUGAUGUAUUCUUCUCUGAUUGGCUGUCGCUAUUACUCUAGUUUUGUUUCACGACACGCAGUGUAAGUGCGCUCGAAACAUUUGAUAUCAAAAUAACGGCGCAUCGCGAAUAUAGCAUAUGUAUUCAGCUGCAAUUCGACAGGCACUUUUGCGUCUGUCGGUUCUAACGCUCGUGGUUAACAGAGUGGUUUUUCAGUUUCAUGGAGGAAGCCGAGUUUUAAUUACUCUUUCAGAUAUGUCAAAGAAAACGGUGGCAUAGACACCGAAGCCGGUUACCCGCAUCCAUGUCCAAAGAGUUGUUGCUUUGAAAAAGCUUAUAUAGGUACCACCUGUACUGGUAAGUAAAAUGCACAGAUCGUGGUUACCGAAGAUUUCUGAUGGUUAUCGAUGAAUUUACGAAAGACAGGCCAAAGAAGAGUGGUUUUUAUAAUGACAAAUGUGUUUAUUUUUCUUUCUCUUUACUUCCCUGUUUCAAUCAGGUUAUGUUGAUAUCCAGCAAAGAAGCGAGUUAGCUCUUCAGUCUGCUGUGGCCGAAGUGGGUCCCAUCUCAGUGAUCAUCGAUGCCAGUCACGCUUCAUUCCAGUUUUAUCACAGUGGGGUGUACAAUGAACCGUAAGUGAUUCAUAAUAAAGUAACACAGCUCUCAUUUUAGCUUAUGGCAGGAACUGUCCCUUAUCAAGAUGUUAUAAAGUUUUUAAUAUCUCGCCCCCAUCUAUGUACUGUCCGUUUGUCAGUUGAUGAGCUGUUCAUGUCAGGAUAUGAGUCUGUCAGUCAAUCUAAUUGUCUGACUGUCUGUUCCUCGGCCUUCAGUUUGUUUGUAAGUCAUUCUUUAUUUCAAUGUCAGUAAGUCAAUCAGGGUUUUUCACCUGACUAGUGUUCUUCCCCUUUGUUGUGUUUUUUGCCGUUGAUCAAUCUGCCUAUUUUUCCAGCCUGUCAGUCAGUCAUUUAAUCCGUCUGUUUGUCUGCUUGCCUGUCUUUCCGUCUGUUUGUCUGUCUGUCCUUCUGUCUGUUUGUCUAUCUUUCUGUCUGUCUGUUCGUCUGUCUCUCUAUCUGUCUGUCUGACUUUCUGUCUGUUUGUCUGUCUUUCUGUGUGGCUGUCCUUCUGUCUGUCUGUCUUUUAUUCUGACUGUCAGUAGGGAUAAACUAGUCCACUCCAACUGGCUGCUGGCGCAAGCGGCAAUUGGCAAAAUAUUGUUCGCAAUUUCAAAAAUUUUCCUGGAUCAUUUACGAAGAAUCUUGGAUCACAACUAACUUUUGGGUGUUUCAGAAAAAAUGUUAUUUUGUAGACAAUUACUUAAUCGGGGUUUGUCUUGAGAUAAUUUUUUUUGAGGAUUUAUUUCAAAAAGAGAGUUUCAAUGUAAAUUUUUGGAUUAAAAAAAAUACUUUUGGUAUAAAGCCGCGGUUGCCUCCUGUCGUAAGUCAGAUCUUUUCUUUCAUGGGUGCGAAAUCGAAAAAUUCCUAAAGUAAAAAGAAAUCAUACCAAAAUUUAUGUUAUUUCAGUGCCUGUAGCAGUUAUCAGCUGGACCACGCAGUACUCGUUGUUGGUUAUGGAACUUACCAAGGACAGGACUACUGGCUGGUGAAGAACUCCUGGGGAAAGAGCUGGGGCAUGGAAGGGUACAUUAUGAUGUCGAGGAACAACAAAAACCAGUGUGGAAUCGCCUCGAGCGCCAGCUACCCUCUUGUUUAAUGGAAACCUGUGAAAGACUUAAAAUAAUGGAUCUGCAAUUUUUUUUAUUUUCAAUAAAAUAUAUAUUUUUUUAUUUUCAAUAGGCGACCUUUAGUCUUCAAGAGUUAAAAAAAAAAAAAUAGUUAACAAAAUAUGAAACAGGAAAAUUACCACUGUUACAGUUCUGAGAAAUAACUGUUCUGAUGGACUUUCUCAGCGAAUUACAUAUCUUUCCGAGGGUAACUUUCCUCCGUGAUUCACCAGUAGAGGCGUCAUUAAUUUUUUUGCCUGAUUUUUGCUUUUUUCAGGCGUCCGUGGCGUCUUCCUCUCGCUCAAGUUUUCUUUUUUAUUUUGCGCCUUCACACUCGCGCAAAGUGACACGCCUUUGGCGUUUUUACACGCUAUCUCCUGAAAAGCGCGAAAAACAAAACAACUCUGGGAGUGAGGCAAACACCAAUUAGCCUCAGUUUUUUUCGCGCCUCGCUCCCAGAGUUCUAUGCGAAGCGCUUAACUCGCGCAGUACUUACACAUAUGAAGCUUUACAAAUAAAGAAAUAACUAAGUAAAGGAAUAUAACUGAAACUUUGAAAUAGAUGAAACCUUUAAUAAUAUUCGUCAAUUGUCUUCCCUUUUUCAGUCCCCUUACUUAUUUGUUUGCGCUCAGGGCUUUUUCCGAAACGGAAAAGUAAAUAUUAGUGCAGUGUCACGCAUGGGCGAAUACAAAAUAUCUCUCUAGGUUCGAGAGUAAUCUGGGUCUAGCUUAAAUAACGGAAGAAAAAAAUCAUGGCGUUGGAUGGUCAAGUGACUUUUUUGUCAACAGAAUCGUCAUGGGAUCCUCGGAGACCAAGAAUUCCAAGAAGAAGCCCGAGGUUUAGAAUGGACGUGGAAGAUGAAGAGGAAAGUGGUAACGAAAGAAAUCAAUCAAAUAUGGGAAUGAGAGCACCGAUUAUUGGUUAUGAAAUAGUAGAUAAUCGUCAGAAAUUUACGGUACGUUUGGGCAUAUGACCUGUUUAUAUUGCUUUGAUUUUCAUUUGUUUUCUUGGUGGAUUAAUUUUCUUGAUUAAGUUUAGCUGGCUCAGAUAUAUGAUCUAUAAGAGUAAAGAGAGCAUCGUUUCAGCACUCGCUACUUUCUACAGAACCUGAUACUUUUCAUUUCCUGUAACUCACUCGUACUCGUGACUUUGACCUACGACAUGAUCAGCUUUGAUUUAAUGAUGGCCGAACAAAAAGCGCGAACCUAAAAAAGUGUUCGGUGUUUUCUCCUGAACAAAUUGUUAAAAUCUCAAUUAAAAUCUCUCUUAUCAAAAACUAUGAUGGAAGAUUAUGAUGUAAAAUGGAUGUGAGCUUAACUGUACACUUGAUGUACAUUGUACAUCAAUACGCACGUUAAUGUUUUUCUUAACAAUGCAACUUCGUGAAAUAUUUGAAAAUGAAAUAAGCUUCGGUUCAAGUAAACUGCGUGAAAGCACACCUAUGUUUUUAUUGUCAACAGGUGUCAGUAUCCCUCUGUAUAGAAGAGAGAUUACUUCCAAUGAAAAAGUUUUUUUUUUAAGUUUGAAACUGAUUUGAGGAAUUUAAAGCACUAAAAAUGAACCCAAUGUAAGUGGAUAUCAACAUGAAAAUCUGAUGAGUGAGUCAUGGUGACAUACCCUCUUGGAGAAAUCCAAGCUGUGCUCCUGUUGAAUCAAUUAUCAAUUACCCUAUAGAACCACUUGAGAAAAUCAGAGGUUGCAGUUAUGCUAGGGAUGAUCACUGAGAAUAGUCUCCAAUUCUUUCAUUAAUUUAAUGUAUGCGUAAAUCUAAACAUGCUCAAUAAUUUUACACAAUGCUCAAUACUAGCACAAUUUGUCAUUAUUUCCAGUCAGUCUUCCUACCGUUUUAUCAUGAUUUGUUUCAAUACACUUUUUUGGAUUUUUCUUUUUUUUUGCUAGGUUUACAAGAUUGAAGUUAAAAGUCAAAAUAAAAGUUGGUUUGUAUUUCGCCGUUACACUGAUUUCACAAGGCUAAAUGAAAGGGUAAGUGGUGGAGUUAACCCUUUAUACCCUAAAAUCAGUAUCCAUAUUCUCCAUACUCCUCUUUAUGUAUUCCCUUUAAAACUGACAUGGAGAAUUUGUUUAACAAUCAAAGCCUCUUAGGAUGGCAAUAAUUUCCUUUGAUUUUAUGAUCUUAUAAAUGAUUCAGUAGUAUCCCUGUAGGGAGAAAUUAGAUGUAGGGCAUUAGUAGGUUGUAAAGAGUUAGUAGUGCAAAACCAUAACUUGCAGAGGGGAAAUCGAGAGUGACAGUCAACAUUAAAUCAAAGUGUGUGGGUUUACCACUCAUGGAGAUAUAAGCUAAGGCCUGAGUAUGAACACCAUACCUCUUGAAAAUCUUACCACAUUUCAGAUGUAAUGAAAAUUUACUUAUCUCUUUAACUCUCAUGAGUGACCAAGACAGAAUUUCUCCUUACAAUAUCAAUUCAAUAUCAAGCAGAUAAGUGAUGAGAGUAAAUAAGACUAUCAAUUUGGGAAUAAUUAGUUGAUCCAAUACUAAAUUCUCUGAACUAACAUUGUAAGAAUUGUAUGACUGACAGUAAGGAGAAUUAUAAAUCUGAUCUGGGGGUUAAAGGGUUAAUUAUGAUUGGGCAAUUGAAUGUGUAACAUGGUCAAGUGAAAAAAGCAGACUGCUUCUAACAGUGGAUCAAAGCUAAAUCAACAGGAAACUAAUAAGAUCCAGUUUGAUAUGGGCAGUCAAUAGGCUGAGCCAUUCCUAAGCAAGAUUGUAGUCAGGUUUGGAGGGAGGAAACAUUUUCAGAUUCCUGCAAAGUGUUCAAAUGGUUAGUUGCAAAGGAAAAAAAGUUAUUAAAAGAAAGAAUUGCUUGCUGAAAGUGUUGGGGGACACUUAAUUAUGGUUUAAGAUGGUGGAUAGUUUAUUAUUUAGUUAUUUUUUAUUUACAGUUGAGAGAUGCUUUUCCAGAGUUUCAAAUCAGGCUUCCUGGCAAACGCCGGUUCAAGGACAACUUUGAUCCAGGUAUAACAGAUUCUGAGAAUCAAAAAAAUUGGAAGAAUUUUUAGUGUAUAGUUGUGUUGUAUGGUGCAUAGAAUAUAGACAUGAUAUUUAAAUUCCAUAUAAUCAAAUUUUUUAAUACUAGCAAAGUAAACAAAAAAAAAAUUUAUUUCAAAUGUGACCCUGACUGAGAUUAUCUUUAGGAGUUGGCAGCCUCCAAAAUUUUCUUAUUUUGCAAGGAUCUGCCCAGUUUUUAAAUAAAUGUGUCCAUUCAGUUAGGUAUAUCUAAAGGGCUCAGUUGUUCAAAGGUUGGAUAAAAUCAUAGUGCUAUCCUACAUCUGAAUUUCAUUGUCAACAAAAUUUAUUUCACUAUCAACCAGAUAGAGAUCUGUCAAGUGGACAGCACUACCCACUUUUGAACCCUUUAACUCCCAGAGGUGAUUAACAUGUAAUUUCUCCUUAUAAUAUCCAUAUAUUAUCCAGCAAACUGGUAAUAAGAAUACUCAAACUUAUCAAGUAGAAGUUGUUAUCUUGAUCUAACACCAAAUUCAUGUAACUAACUAAUAGGGAAAUGUGUAGCAGCUAGAGGGGAGAAUCUACAAUCAGAUCUUGGGAGUUAAAGUGUUAAACAACAGGGGCUAGAUCCAUAAAUUAUAUAUUCAUGCUGCUUGUACUUACCAGUAAGUAAAAGCUCUGAGCGUUCAACAAAAAUUAAGUAAAAGUAGAUAAAGAAAAACUGCUAACUUGUUUUCAGGAUUAGCAGUACCUUUUAUAAAUGUUUUGGAGGUUACUAGGAGAACCUUUUAAAUGUUAUGUAUUGUAUUUGCUUGCAGCAUUCAUAGAAGACAGGGCAAGAGGACUGCAAUUUUUCAUCAACAAUAUGAUGAAUCACUCUGAAAUAUGUAACAGGUAUUGUUUACUCAGAGUGCUAUUUGUAUGAAACUAUGUCUGUGUUUUACCCCAUUUCAAACUGUAUUAAAAAGUAUUAUUUCCCUGACAAAAUUUAAUACUCUUGUAAUAUAUGUAUUUUGGCUCUUUUUGAAGAAACAGCAAAGAUCAAGUUAUUUUUCAGCACUUUAUAUUCCCUUAAUUUAUCUAUAGUACCACAUAGUAUAGCAUCUAAACAAGUUGAACAGGACAUAACUGACUAAUAAUGUAAUGGCUACAUUGACACAGGUGAGGUAAAUAUGGAAAUUCUUCCUGGUCAUAGAAAUGUGUAGGAAUUUUAUGUUCAAUUUGAAUUGUGGAAAAUUGAAAUUCUGACAAAAAAAUUCAGCAAAUAUCAACUGGUGUGUGUGAGUGUGUGUGUCCAUGGUAUAAGACCCUAAUUAUCCUGUGUGAAUACGCAAUGAGUGGCUGUCCAUCUUUCUAGAUCGCUAUGGUUAUUACAGGUGGCCUGACCUCCUAUUUGUCUCAGUCAAAUAUAUUUCAUUUUUUUAAAAAACCGUUGUAGAUGUAAUAACAUCAAUUUCAGUUUUCUUAUCUCAUAUUAAUACCAUCACAGGAAGAAGAGGUACUAAAUAAAGAUGAUUAUUGAAAUAACCAACUAAGUUAUUGUUUGCAGUCAUGAGGUACAAGAGUUCUUCUGCCUGAAUGAUCCUCCUGGACCUUAUGACAGCUUGGAAGAAAGCAGAGUGAGUUGGAAUGAUUAAACACUUUGAUAGGAUUUUAUUGACAAGUCAGUUAAUAAGUAGCAAAAACAAGAUGCUGAAGCAUAUGGCAGUGUCACAUUUUUUCUAAUGUGGAAAUGGCUCACUUUUUCUAUUUAAACAAUAAUUUUUCAGUCUUUGUUACUCUUUGAAAAAUACUUGAAGCUUUAAAAGGUUUAUACUUUUGUAAUGGUUUACUUAACACUUUAAUUCAAUCUUGUAUUCAUAGUUACUCUAGCUCUAGAAUUUUAAACUUUUCACUCCCAAAAUCUCAUCAGUAAUUGUCCUUGCUGUCUGUCUCACUUUACUUGUAAUGUUACUAUAGGAGCUUGGUGUUGGAUCAAAUAAUCAUCACCUAGUUUAUAUUUUUCUUUAUUCUUAUCACCUGCCUCUUUGAUUUUGUAUCAAUGUUGUAAGGAGAAAUUAGUUUCAGAUCAUUGCUGGUAGUGAAAGGUUUAUAGUCUCUAUGAUUAUAAUGGUGUUUUUAUUAGGCUUACUGUCAACACUUGGAAAACCAAGCUGAGGACUUGAAACAGAAGGUGGAUGAACUAACGGCAGACCUCAAAAUGACAAAAUCACAGCUCUUACAAGCACGAGUGCAACAGGAAGCUCUUGUAAGUGCUCUUAGAUCAGAGCGAACACUGAGAAAGCAAGGAUUGAAAGGAAAUGAAAAAGAUUCAUCCAGGACCGAUGAAUUGAUAGAGAAAAGUGAAAAAAUGGCACAUGUUGAUAGUCUAAAAGGAAAAGUUUGCCACUUGUUGUCAGAUUAUCAAACCAAAAGCAAGGGAAGGGUGUCAAGUACCUCAGAAAAUGAACCUGAACCUGGUGAAGAUCAAUCAUUUUGGGUGGGAAGUGUGGAGAUUGCAGAGCAUUCAGAUGGAGCUGAUAGAAUGAGGUCAUCUAAUCUGGCCAGGCGGCUUUCAACUGAGCAGAGAAAUCCUCGCACAUCCACUCCUGUGUCUAGUCAUAACAGCCCAAGCUGUCUGGAACCUUUGCAACAGGAUAAUCAAAAAGACCUUGGAGUAUCUCAACAGACUGAUGAAAAGAGUGAAAACUCAGAAGUGUUGCAAAGUAGUAGUGAGAAAGGGGCAAUAAAGGAAAUAAAUAACACUGAGGGAACUGCCAAACAUCCAUCAAACAGGAAGUCAAGAGAUCAAUCCAGUAAAAGAGACAGUGGAAUAAGUGUUGAUACCUCACCAACGCCUAGCACGUAAAUUAAUUUUAUUAGGGGAAUUGUAAGUAUGAGGUGGAUUUUUGGAAUCCUCAUAGAUUGUGUAUUUGAGUGUAGUAGUACAUUCUUCUAAACAGUCUGUUUUGUAGUUUAUGAAUUCCUUCUGGGGAAUUCUUUAGUGGAUUUUUAAGUGUAAUUCUGCUAAGUACUACCCCAAAUGGAGCUAAGAUGAAAAAUUUUUAGAAUUAGUUUUAGGUAUUUAUGCUUCUGGAAUGAUUUUUUUGAAUGUGUUGAGUUGCAAUCUUUUUCCUUUUCAGGGAAACUGAAAUUUUCUUGUUUAGUUUGUAUCAUUUCUGUUCAAAGCAGCUUUAAGGAAAAAAAACCUUUUCCAAUCAGACAAAAAAAUGAAACUGGCAUUUUUUGGAGCGUUUACUACUUUCAAUAAACUCUCUAGGGGUAAUCAACACUGAAAUAUUAAAUGCCUAAUAAUUAUUUGGCAAAUUCCCAGGCUUAUAAGUUGCCAAACACUAGUUAGAUUUAAAUGUGCCUUAAAACUUGGGCUUCCAAUGCAAAAGCUCAAGUUUAAAAUUUGGUUGCAGCUGUAGUCUAUCUUCCUAAAAGGCACUGCCAGCAUUUCUGUGCACACCCUACUUAUCUAAAUAAAACGAUCAGCCAAUGAGCUUUAACUGCUCAAAGGAUCUAUUUUCCACAUCAGAUUGCAAACAAUCAAAAUGAUUCACAACAGUAUUGAGCUUGCACCUAAACUUGAAUUUGCUUUGUUCAACAAUGCUUAGAAAAAUAAUUUUUAAGAUGAAAAUUCAUGUGUUUAGGUGAGGAGUGAUUAAAAGAACUCAAAAAAAGUCAAUUAGAAGAUGUUUUUAGUCUCACUGCAUGAGAUUGCUCUGAAAGCUCCCAACUGAAGAAAAAUGUUUGUUUCAUUUUUAACAUUUUUUGAGUGUCAGCUGCCACUAAGAUUGCAGUUGCUUUUACAUGACUGUAUGAUAUGGUUUAAAUUUUCUCUUUACAAUUUAAUGAUGAUGGUUAACUAGUUCCCAUUGGAGGAAAACAAAUACCUACAGUUCAAAACUCAAUGAACAUAGCCUAAUGCAUUUAAAGCUGCAGUAUACUGUUCAUAUGCAUUAGUUGCUAUUAUUGAUCGUAGUUGAGCAUAGCAGGAGCAAUCAUGGGUUGAACUAUGAAAGUUUUAGGUUUGUAACAACAGCCAUAGGCUUUGGUAAAUAAAUAUAUUUUAAGAGAAAUAUUGAAUAGAGCAUAUGCACUUAAAUAAAAAGCAGAAUACUUGUUUACAGAACAAAAGGAAAUGUUUGUAUGAAUUAAAAUUUAACUUCAGCAUGAUGGAAUUGAGAAAGCAAAAUGGCAGUUGAGGUUAAAAUUGUUCUUUUAUAAUUUUUAAACCAGUUUGAUUUUCUUUGAGAUGUGCUCAUUGAUCUUCAUUGUUACAGGGUUGUCAAAAUUAGGUGGCAACCAUAUGUUUCAACUUCUCUUGCUAAAACACACUGGCCAUUCCAAAUGCUUGUGGCCUAAUUUUCAGCAUGGAUGCAUGACAUCGAUGGAAAUAAAACUGGUUUUUUAGUGCUGUCCGCCUUGCAUCACAGUCUCUUCACAGCCCAGUUUUCAUAAUCUGAUAAAAAGUAGAAUUAAAGAUAAACUCUUUUGAAAGAAAGGACAUAUUUAUUUUCCCCUCAGUAUCUUGGUAAGCAUACACCAAUUUUGGUAUACUGAUGCCAUGUGCAUAUGCUCUAUUAUCAGUUUUUAUUCUAUUUUAAUAGUUUAUUGCAUGGAUAGCUUUUAGUAAAGAUUAUAAUACAUUUUGUAAAUUAAGAGUUCUUCAGGCAUAAAUAAAUUAGCUGUUUAAAUGGUCUUGUAUUGUGAUUUCAAAGUUGAUGUAUUUGGCUCUGAGUUAGAGAAAGACACUUGAUAGGCAGCUCUUUGUGUAACAGUCCCGUUGCUCUGGUAAAUGAUUUAGUGCUUCUGCUGGUGAGG
Molecule: messenger RNA, 16758 nt
Organism: Pocillopora meandrina
Lineage: Eukaryota; Metazoa; Cnidaria; Anthozoa; Scleractinia; Pocilloporidae
Source: the annotation of a GenBank genome assembly